Molecule: messenger RNA, 1122 nt
Organism: Saprolegnia parasitica CBS 223.65
Lineage: Eukaryota; Oomycota; Saprolegniomycetes; Saprolegniales; Saprolegniaceae
Exons: 6
Coding region: 1-1122 (373 amino acids)
Biological process (GO): regulation of flower development
Molecular function (GO): protein binding
Source: RefSeq, a predicted model, not a curated record
AUGAACCUCGCCCGCCACUACGCCUCGCCGCUCGAGGGCAUGCGGACAGCGUCGCCGCCACCCGGCGCAACCCACCGCGACUUGCCCCGCUUCGACCAGCUCUACGCCAAGCAGCCACAGCGCGAGACGUCCGCUGAAGCCCAGGAUCUUUUGCGGUCUCAAGAGCUCUUUUUGAGCGUCGUUUUGGACUGGCAACGACACGAUUUGCCGCAGCACACGCAGGUGCAGCGCGUCCAGCACUACGCCGAGCCCACGUACAGCUCGUCAUUUGAGAGCUCCGAAGGCUCGGACCACGAAGGUGGCCAAGCGCUCUUGAGCUUUACAAAAGCGCCGCCCAAGCCGAUCGUCGACGAUCCCAGCCCAACCAACUUGCCACGGGUGCAUCACAUGCCGCUGAACCACCCGUCAGGCCCGCCGGCCUUGAGCCUCAACAACCUCCUUCCGGUGCCGUCCAAGAAGAUUGGCGUCUACACGCCGCGCUCGCGCCGCGUCCUCAUUGAGAAGUACAUGGAAAAGCGUACCAAGCGCCUGUCCCGCAAGAAGGUCCGGUACCGCGUGCGCAAGACGCUGGCCAACGCCCGGCCGCGCGUCAAAGGCCGGUUCGUCAAGACCGAGCAGCCGCUGACCGCCGCGGCCGUCGAGGAGAUGGAGAAGCGCCAGCAACAGCCCAUCACGACGCUCAUGCGGCGGCGCAACCACGACAUCAACUGGGAAGACUUGGCGGCCAAUCUCGAACAGUCGAUGCUGGCGCUUCUGCCGCGCCAGCACAAUGAGUCGCCGCUCCCGGACGUCCAAGCCGAGCUCAUCAACCUGCUCGCCGACGCUGAAGACGAGUGCACCCAAGAGACGUACCUCCGAGCGCUCCACGGCUGCGCUCUAUAUGUAGCGUUGUGCCUCAGCCUCUACGCGAGCCUUCGGCACCCGAGCCUGUGGGACAUGGACGACGAGCCGUCGCCCGUGUUGCACCACUACCUCGCCGACAUCAAGCAGCUCUGGCUCCGGCGAAAGACCAAAAAGCAACAGACCUUCGAUGCGUUCGAAGGCACAGUGCAUGGGCUCGCGGCCGUCAUCUGCCUCGGGUACGACGACGCCAAGCGCUACCUCAAGCCCCUCACGCUUUAA